Molecule: messenger RNA, 408 nt
Organism: Caenorhabditis remanei
Lineage: Eukaryota; Metazoa; Nematoda; Chromadorea; Rhabditida; Rhabditidae
Exons: 5
Coding region: 1-408 (135 amino acids)
Source: RefSeq, a predicted model, not a curated record
AUGAGUGCACCAGCAACAAAUCAAACUAUUCAGCCGAAUUCAAAUGAAUCGGUCACUGAUAUUCAAAUGCUGCUUCCAAAAUGUCUCGGAACGGUUGGAACAGAUGCGAAAAGUGUUGAACUCCGUGUGGCUUUCGACGCCCCAACUUCUCAGCAAGUUUCUGUAAUUUUGGAUCAUAAUUAUCAACAUGUUUCAGAACUACAUUUCAAUAUUCACUUGUUUGGGAAGAUGCAAGACAUGGAGCUGAGGAAAAAAAUGAUGUUGGCAUUAAAAGCGAAAAAAUUCAAUAGAUAUAUAGGAGUUAAUCGAGAGAAAAAGAAUGAGACAGCGUCAGGGGAGAAUCUCGAUAACCAAGACCAGGGAUUACCAUUUCCUCCAGAUCUUCGAACUCAUUCUCAACAAAGGUAA